Molecule: messenger RNA, 12108 nt
Organism: Doryrhamphus excisus (bluestripe pipefish)
Lineage: Eukaryota; Metazoa; Chordata; Actinopteri; Syngnathiformes; Syngnathidae
Source: RefSeq, a predicted model, not a curated record
AUCCAGUCCUGGCCAUAAACGUAGCAGUAUUUGCAGUAUAAGUUGUCAUAACACGGAAACUAAAAUACAAAAAAACACAUAAUGUCAAUUUGAGGAACUAGUGAAGUGAAGAUGCUGUAUGUCAAACUUUAACACUACAGAGCCAAACACGGACUACAAGCGUUGCUCGUGCUAGCUAGUUAGCCGCUAGGCUAAACACGAAGAAAAAUGAAACCCCUCACAUUAGCUCCCUCAAUCUGUCCGUUCACCGACAGAAGAAACACCGAUGGGUUACCGGUGGCCAUUCCAGUUUCAGUUAUUGCAAUUUAAAUGUCACAAGAUGUCUGAAGCGGCUCCUGUUUUCGAAGAUACAUUUAGCUUGCUUGUUGAGCUAGCUAAACGCCUGACUGCUGUUGCUAGGGAGACGCUUGUCACGAGUCCCCACGAGGGGCAAACGGACUACAACUACAAGCAGCGUGAACUGUUAUUACUCACAAUAUCCACAAGAUGGCGGUAGCGUACCGAAUUGAAGAAAGCAGAAAAGUGACCAACAGGAGGACUUCCGAUGAACAGCAAACGUUGACAUAAUGAUGAUGAUCCUCAUUUGAUCAUUUCUACUCCAUCUCCGUGUCUCUAUCAGCUUCCCUUUUAAAGAGCACACGUGAUUUCCUGACCCGAGGCCGCCUGAAGCUGCUUGUGGAGGAAUGACCGCGCUCGAGUGCCCUUCACAGAUCCUCCAGAUCCUCCACGGCGCUCUAGCAGCAGAGCAGCCCACGCAGUCUGCGCGCGUCUCCGCUCCACGCUGCGCCAACACACCCAAGAGAGGAUGGACGCACGGAUGGAGGGAUGCGCGUAGAUGUUCCACCACAGGAAGACCGCUCCGAGCGCUUCUUCGUGUGCUCGCUUCGUGAGAUGAGCUUCCAUCUCCCGGCAGCAGAAGCAGGACCUUAGUGGACCGAGUGGGCAGCAGAACCACAGCAGAACCGCCACGGCACCGCGUUGCUGGGGGAAGGCUGGGCGCGCUGGGAAGAAGCAAAGUCGCGGAUCAUGCUCAUGGGAACUUCCUCUUCCGUCUCCUUCAGAGUGGCUCGGCCUGAUGCUCUAUCAUGACUGAUGGCGAGGGGAGAGCGCACCUUCAGUAUGCAGAUAGCCUGGAGGGGCAGGAGCAGGAGGAGGUCCUGGAGGAGGUGAGGCUGGCUAUACUCAAGUCCUACCAGAACGACGCCCCGGGCCUGGAUGGAGACCCGGGAGCCCUCGGUGAUGAGGAGCGCCUGGGUAGGAGAAGGAGGAGGAGGAGGGACGGCGAACUGGGGGAGGAUGAAGUUCAACAGGAAGUGCAGGAAGCCGAGCUGGAAGUGGAUAUUGGACCGACUCUGGGGGUUCGCAUCGUGGCUCCCAUACGUGAUCCGGACUGUGUCUCUGAGGAGUCGGAGCAGCAGCCGUACCCGGCCCUGGCCCCCGUGGCCUUCUUCUGCUUGAAGCAGACCACACGGCCUCGCAACUGGUGUCUCCGCGUCGUGUGCAACCCGUGGUUCGAGCACGUGUCCAUGCUGGUGAUCCUCCUCAACUGCGUCACCCUGGGGAUGUUCCAGCCGUGUGAGGACGUCAACUGCCUGUCGGAGUGGUGUCGCAUUCUCCAGGUUUUGGAUGACUGUAUAUUUGCCUUCUUUGCGGUGGAAAUGAUCAUCAAGAUGGUGGCCCUGGGGAUUUUUGGCAGCAACUGUUACCUUGGCGACAAGUGGAACCAGCUGGACUUUGUCAUCGUCAUGGCGGGGGUGUUGGAGUACUCUCUGGAUGGACAGAAUGCCAGUUUCUCGGCCAUCCGUACUGUUCGAGUCCUCAGGCCUUUGCGGGCCAUCAACAGAGUACCAAGUAUGAGGAUUUUGGUGACACUCCUACUGGACACCCUUCCCAUGCUGGGAAACGUCCUCCUUCUCUGCUUCUUUGUUUUUUUCAUCUUCGGGAUUGUGGGAGUCCAGCUGUGGGCGGGGCUUCUGAGAAACCGCUGCUUUCUAGGGGAGGACAUCAGAAAGACCUACAACUUGUCCAUCAGUCCGUACUACAUGUCGGAGGACGGUGAAGACAGCCCCUUCAUCUGCUCGGCAGCUCGUGAGAACGGGAUGUUGCGAUGUCACAACGUCCCGCCCUCCACCGAGGCCAAGACCGAGUGCUCGUUGCCAGCACCUCAGCAAAGUUGGCCCGUCCCCGCAGCCUCCCCCGCGGUGGGAGGGGCCGGCGUAAACGGAUGUGUUAAUUGGAACCAGUACUACAACGAGUGUCGCCCCGGGGAGCUCAACCCUCACAAAGGAGCUGUCAAUUUCGACAACAUCGGAUACGCGUGGAUUGCUAUUUUCCAGGUCAUCACACUGGAAGGAUGGGUGGAUAUCAUGUACUAUGUCAUGGAUGCUCAUUCAUUCUACAAUUUUAUAUAUUUUAUACUGCUCAUCAUUGUGGGCUCUUUCUUCAUGAUCAACUUGUGCCUGGUGGUCAUCGCCACCCAGUUCUCCGAGACCAAGCAACGUGAGAACGCCCUGAUGAGGGAGCAGCGUGCUCGCUACAUGUCCAACGAUUCCACGCUGGCCAGCUACAGCGAGCCGGGCUCGUGCUACGAGGAGAUGCUACGCUACAUCAGCCAUCUUUACCGCAAGUUCUCCCGCAGGCUGCAGAGGAUGUACUCCGGAUGGCACAGUAAACGUCGUAAAAAGGUGAACCCUAACGGCGGCGGUGCAGGAAGUAACGGCGGAGGCAACGGACACGGCCACGGCUCCAGCAGAGGCCCGGGUAGCGCUUUGUGGUUGAGACCGAUCCACAACCUCUUGCAACAUCAUCAGCACCACCACUGCAAGCUCACCAACGGGGGCCAGCACGCCAUCGCCGUGACCAGCACGGAGCACUUGGACGGAGGCGGCGGCGGCGGCGUCGGAGGAGGCGUGGAACUGGAGAUGAAGUCGCUUCCCGUGGCCAAAAGAAGUCCGAAUGGGAGUAGCGGCCAGUCAGCUGUCACCCAAGGCAUGGGGGUCACCCAAGGCAUGGGGGUCACCCAAGGCAUGGGGGUCACCCAAGGCAUGGGGGCCCUGCUCCGUAGACUGAAUGGAGGGAUGAACUACCCCACCAUCCUGCCGUCGUUCGUGUGCAGCUACAGCAGCAAGACGCCGCCGCCUCACUCUCAGCAGGGGGGCGGCAGUCCAGAUCAGCAUCCGCCGCACCACCCGACGUCGGAGCACAGCGACAAAUUGAACAAGCUGUACCAGCUCGUAGGACAGCACAGUCACCAGAGUGUGCUGUACCAGCUGGCGGGCGUGGUGCCCAGUCCCCUGCUCCUGGAACUGCUGAGCUGCCCUCUCUGUGCCCGCAGCCUGGAGACCUUGGAGCUGGACUUGGGCGAUCUGGAGGGCGGCAAGGGAGACGCAGAUGGACUGCAUGACUUCCCCCAGGGGGUGGACCUGAGAUGCGGGCGAGGCCGUGGCAGGCGGCGAGGGGGUGUGGAGUACAAGACCGGGGCACUUCAGGCGUGGAUGAAGUUUCGUGAAAAACUGAAGAGGAUAGUGGAGAGUAAAUACUUCAACAGAGGCAUCAUGAUCGCCAUCCUGGUCAACACUCUCAGUAUGGGCAUUGAGUACCACGAGCAGCCGGAGGAGCUGACCGACGUGCUGGAGAUCAGCAACAUCGUCUUCACCAGCAUGUUCGUUUUGGAGAUGGGCUUCAUGCUGCUGGCGUUCGGCCUGUUUGGGUACAUCAGGAACCCGUACAACAUCUUUGACAGCAUCAUCGUCAUAAUCAGCGUGUGGGAGAUCAUCGGUCAAGCUGAUGGCGGCUUGUCCGUGCUGCGUACGUUCCGUCUUCUUCGGGUUCUGAAGUUGGUGCGCUUCCUUCCGGCGCUGCGGAGACAGCUUGUGGUACUGAUGAAGACGAUGGACAACGUGGCGACCUUCUGCAUGCUUCUGAUGCUUUUCAUCUUCACGUUCAGCAUACUGGGCAUGCAUCUCUUUGGGUGUAAGUUCAGUAUUCAGACGGAUAAUGGAGACACCAUUUCUGACCGCAAGAACUUUGACACUCUUCUGUGGGCCAUCGUCACCGUAUUUCAGAUUCUAACCCAGGAGGACUGGAACGUGGUCUUGUACAACGGCAUGGCGUCCACGUCCCCGUGGGCGGCGCUCUACUUUGUGGCCCUGAUGACCUUCGGAAACUACGUGCUCUUCAACUUGCUGGUGGCCAUCUUGGUGGAGGGCUUCCAGGCUGAGGGUGACGCAAAUCGUUCUGAGUCAGACGACGAGAAGAAGUCGGACAACUUCGAGGAGGACGACAAGGUGGAACAGCUCCGAGACAGCGAGCUGAAGAUGUACACCCUGAUGAUGACGGCCAACGGUCACGUGGACCCUCGUGCUUCCAUGGCUCCUCCCAUAAUCAUGCGGACGGCAGCCACACCCAUGCCCACUCCCAAGAGCUCCCUGGGCCCGGAGUCCUACCUGGGGGACGAGGUCGGGGCCAGGGACGGGGCGCUGAACGAUGGAGAUGUUGGGCUUUCCGAGGCAGGGACCGUUCUUGUGGAUUCUCGCCGUGGGAGCUCCGCCUCCAUGGAUGCGUUAGCGUGUGACCAGCGAUCUCUGAGCUAUUCCAGUCCCGGCCGCCGUUCCCCCCUCCCUCCCCGUGGAUCCAGCUCGUGGGGAAGCCGGCGUUCCAGCUGGAAUAGUCUGAGCCGAGCCCCGAGCCUGAAAAGACGAGACACCACCGGCGAAAGGGAGAGCCUGCUGUCCGGGGAGCGAGGAGAGGACGAGGACGGCGAGGACGACAGACGGGACGACGGCGGCGGUUACGACAACAGACUCCGCCCGGGAUCCUUGGAGCUGCUGCAGGCAUCCACCCUCUGCCCGUCCCUCAUGGUUCCACACGGUGACUGCAAUGGGCGGAGCUUGACCUACGAGGCCAACGUGAACGCUGACUCCAAGGAUGAUUCCCUUCCCGAAGACGACAUGGAUGACGACAGUUCUGUUUGCUACGUGAUCAAGAAGGAGCUGUGCAGCAUGAAGCCUCGCUGGUGCAAGGAGCACGAAGACUGGACCUUGUACCUGUUCUCUCCAGGCAACCCAUUCCGUGUGUGGUGCCAAAGUGUCAGCUCUCACAAAUUGUUCGACCACGUGGUCUUGGUUUUCAUCUUCCUCAACUGCAUCACCAUCGCUCUGGAAAGACCCAAUAUCCAACCCAACAGCACGGAGCGAGUGUUCCUCCGAGUGUCCAACUACGUGUUCACUGUGAUCUUCCUGGCGGAGAUGGCCAUCAAGGUGGUUGCACUCGGGUUCUGCUUCGGGAAGCAGAGCUAUCUCCAGUCCAGCUGGAACGUUCUGGAUGGUGUGUUGGUGUUUGUGUCCCUGGUGGACAUCCUUGUCUCGCUGGCUUAUUCCGGUGGCAACCGGAUCCUGGGCAUCCUCAGGGUCUUGCGACUGCUGCGCACGCUGCGCCCCCUCAGGGUGAUCAGUCGAGCGCCAGGAUUGAAGUUGGUAGUGGAGACUCUCAUCACUUCCCUUCGACCCAUCGGCAACAUUGUCCUCAUCUGCUGCGCUUUCUUCAUCGUGUUUGGGAUCUUGGGGGUGCAGCUAUUCAAAGGGAAAUUCUACCACUGUGAAGGCCUGGACACCAAAAACAUCACCAAUAAGUCCGACUGCCUGCAGGCCAACUACAGUUGGAUCCGAAGGAAGUACAACUUUGACAACCUCAUUCAGGCACUGAUGUCUUUGUUUGUGCUGUCCUGCAAGGAUGGGUGGGUCAAUAUCAUGUACGAUGGCCUGGAUGCCGUGGGGGUGGACCAACAGCCCGUGAGGAACCACAAUCCUUGGAUGUUGCUCUACUUCAUCUCCUUUCUGCUCAUCGUCAGCUUCUUCGUCCUCAACAUGUUUGUCGGCGUGGUGGUGGAGAACUUCCACAAGUGCCGACAGGACCAGGAGGAGGAGGAGGCUCGUCUGCGGGAGGAGAAGAGGCUGAAAAUCAUCGAAAAAAAGCGCAGGAGUAAGGCCAACGGAGGGGCUGAGGCCAAACAGAGGCCCUACUAUGCCGACUACUCCACCCCGCGUCUGACCAUCCACACACUGUGCACCAGCCACUACCUGGACCUCUUCAUCACCUUCAUCAUCUGCAUCAACGUCUUCACCAUGAGCAUCGAACACUACAACCAGCCGCAGUAUUUGGAGGAGGUUCUCAAGUACUGUAACUACGUGUUUACCUUCAUCUUCGUCAUCGAGGCCCUGCUUAAACUCGUGGCGUUCGGGAUUCAGCGCUUCUUCAAAGACAGGUGGAACCAGCUGGACAUCGCGAUCGUGGCGUUGUCCAUCAUGGGCAUCAUCCUGGAGGAGCUGAAAAUGAGUGCGGCUCUUCCCAUAAAUCCCACCAUCAUCCGGAUUAUGAGAGUCCUCAGGAUUGCGCGAGUACUGAAGCUCCUGAAGAUGGCCACGGGCAUGAGAUCUCUGCUGGACACGGUCAUGCAGGCGCUGCCACAGGUGGGAAAUCUUGGUCUCCUCUUCAUGCUGCUCUUUUUCAUCUACGCCGCCCUGGGAGUGGAGCUCUUUGGCAAGCUGGAGUGCAAUGACAGCAACCCCUGUGAGGGCCUGAGUCGUCACGCUACCUUUGCGAAUUUUGGGAUGGCCUUCCUGACGCUGUUUCGAGUGUCCACUGGAGACAACUGGAAUGGGAUUAUGAAAGACACCCUGCGAGAGUGUCGCCCAGAGGACCGCCUCUGCCUCUCCUACCUGCCUUGGGUCUCUCCGAUUUACUUUGUCACCUUCGUGCUCAUGGCCCAGUUUGUUCUGGUCAACGUGGUGGUGGCCGUGCUGAUGAAACAUCUGGAGGAGAGCAACAAGGAGGCGAAAGAGGAUGCGGAAAUGGAUGCGGAAAUUGCCAUGGAGAUGGCAAUGGAGAAGCAACGGAGAUUGAGCACCACUUCCAGUAACAGCUCCGGGGCGGGGACCUUUGUUGGGCCAUGUCCACAGUCACCUGUCCAGGAGGAAAUGGUGCAGUGCAGCGAGGAGGACGCCCAGCAGGCAUCUGAGAAGAUGUCCGUGUCCAGGAUGCACUCCCUGCCCAAUGACAGCUACAUGUUCCGACCUGUGCGGCCCGCCAGCGCUCCUUACCCCCUGGAGGAAGACGUUGGCACUCAGGACCAGCAUUCAGGCUCGCUGACGUCCGUCCGCUCCCAGCCGUGCGAGAGUCGUGCUCUGCUGCGGGUCCCCGACGCUUCCCCCGUUCAUCCUUCCGUCAACCUGCCCCGCAUCGCCCCGCCCACACCCGGCCCCUCUCCUCGGGCCCCGCGUAGACAGGUGAAAGCGGAUUCCGUGGAAGUCCAAAGUUGCGAGCCACUGGAGAGGCCUGCUCAUCUACCUCCGCCAUCCCCUUCCUCACUUCCUGCUCUAAACCCCUCCCCUUCCUCCCUGCCUCUUCCCUCCCCCGCCUCCCCCUCAGCUCACUCCCUCCCGCCCUGCUCCCCUUGUCCGUUUCCACUCCCUCCCCUCUCUCCCGCUCCUCUCCCUUCUUUACACUCCUCCCCUGUUUCCCUCCCGCCUCCCUCACCCUCGCUCCUUCUGCCGCCGCCUCGCUCCCCGCGCCACCUCUUGCGCACCGGCAGCCUCCACAGGCCGAGACCACCCUCUUCCGCCUCCCUCUUUGACCCCACAGACGAGGAGGUGUGCCACAUCACCAGCUUGGCCCGCCACCGCCAGUGUGGCCGAGCGGGAGAGAGAGAGGACGCCAGAGGGCAGGCGCUCCGUAGCCACUCCCUUUCCCCUUAUGGUGACUCCGCCUCUUCGCCGCCUCCUCCGAUAUCGCUCAGGUCCUCCUCGAGGAGCCUGCUCGGGGCCGAGCUGAAGGACCGGGACUUUAGGAAGGGCUUCAGCGUGGACCCCCAGCUCAAGCCGUCCCUGCUGUCUGCCGGUUACUCGGACGAGCAUCGGCGCCACUCCAUCGAGGUGUGCCUCCCCCAAGAUGGCCGCAGCGGCGACGACACACACUUUAAGGAGAAGGGCGGUUUCCCCAUGAGGGUGCAGUCAGUCGGGGGCGGACACCGGAAGAAGAAGACCAGCCCCCCCUGCAUAUCCAUCCACCCCCCUUCCGAGAGGGAGCCCCCGCCCUCCCCCCCGAAACUGGCCAACUGCAGCAUGACGCUGAGGCGGAGGACGCCAUCUUAUGACUUGAGCGCGCACACACAGGAGGGCGGCGCGGACGCGCGCACGCACUCGCCGGCGCACAGGGCGCUCGUCCCGCUACAGACGCCCCCUCCGACAUCCCCCCCCACGCGCACGUACACCCCCCCAUACCCGGCAACACCCACGCACCCGCCCGUCCCGAUCAGCCCGAACAUCUUCAUCCAGCCUCACGCGCCCCUCCUCCCCACGCCCUUCUCGCAGACACGCCCCCUGUCGCCAGCCGCAAGGCACGCCCCCCUCCCGAGGGAAUGCAUCCCCCUCCCCCAGUUCACCUUCGACCAGCCCCAGUCCAGAUUCCUAUCAGACAAUGACCCGGCAACGUGCGCUUCUCCGUUUGACGGCAGACUGGGAAGCGGGGCCGGAUUCAGCGCCAAGAACCGGAGAACCGCCCAGUGAGCAUCAGGACCAGGAAGUGGAUUUAGGCUCCCAAAGUCUCCCAGACUGGACUCAGGAGCGCUGACCUGUCUGGUAGACGGCUUCUGACCCCCAGACAGACAUCGGUACGGUCCAAGCCCCCGUGGCGGUGCAACCGGGUGCCCCCGCCGGUUUGGGACUCACCAGGACUAAAGCCACCUAACUCUGUAGCCAAAGGUUUUUUGACACCGUCUGCACCCACGCCAGCCAAUCAGGAAGCAGCGUCUGGCUGCCAACCUCUGACCUUCCCAGGAAGCGCUUUAUGGCGUGCAAGCGUGGGGCGGGACCGUGGGAUAUGCAACUUCAGGUUUUCUACAGAAGUUCCGCUCGCCCCCCCCCAAACCCCCCACCCCCCUACCCCCUGCUCCUCGAUCACAUUGAUCCCAGCAGGUUUGCGUGCGUGAACGAGUGAGCGUUUCUACGUUUUCCUACGUCUGUCGGCCAUGUUUUCUUACGCCUGCGGUGACGGCGAGGGGGGGGGCGGCACGGCGCUGUAGUCUGUGUUUGUGUGUGUGUCUGUGCCGUGUAAAUAAAGGAAAUACUUUAUUUGCUCAGAUGAAAAUAGCUCUAUCCAUAUGCACAUAUUUUUAUAGACCUAAAAAAAACGUUUUUUGCACACAAAUGUCAAUUUCAGCUUGUUUCUCCUGGGUUGUCCUCCUGUGAAUGUCCACUUCCCUUCCAAGCCCGGACAGGCGAGGAGUGAAGGAGAUCAGGUCUCCUGCACGCCAAGUGGAGGACUGCUUUUAUUUUUCUAUCGGAAAGACGGAAGAAAGCGAUGUGUGUGAUGGUUGUGUCGCUGUGAUGUUGUCUCACGUAUUUGGUGUCUUGUUCCUCUGGGCAGGAGGGGGCUCAGUGAUGCUAACCCAGUGAUCGUGCGUGAUGAUGAUCUUGUUCACGUGGAGGUCCAUGUGCUCCAGUAAUGCGGUGGAACCUCUAAGGUGGAAGAAGCAAUGCGUUCUGGGACGCUCGUUCAAUGUUUGGAUUUAGAGUCCGUUUCCCCACAGGAAGUAACAAAAAUAGAAAUAAUCAGCUUUAGGUUAAUAAGCGUACAGGCGUUGUUAAAGUGUAAAAAGAAGUUAGACCAAAAAUCGUAUACUCUCCUGUGGAUAUUUCUUCAUGGAACUGUAUUAUAAAUGUAUUUUCUGCGCGCCGAAUUUGCACAUUUCCUGAGCAAAUACAGGGCAGCAACCAAAGAUGAGCCCACUAUGGAUCGCCCCCCCUCCCCCCCACAGUUUCUGUUUGUCAACAUAAUAUAAUUACCAUUACAAUACAUUACAAUACAUACCUUUAAUGUAAAUGUGACAUUGUUAUUCUUGCUAAUGGACUAGUCUAAUACACAGAACUGCAUACGUAGAGUUGCUUGCAGUACCAGCUUCUUCCUGAAGGGUGGGGGCAUGCGUGAGCUGGAAGGUGCUUGUCACUGCCGUCCUUCCAUAGACUGGAAAAGCCUAUGUCAAAAAAGGCAAAUGACAAUUAUAUUAUAAGAUUUUUUUGUGUCAUAUAAGAAAUCAAUCUCCAUCAUAAUUAAACUAGAUAAGCACCCCCAAAUUAUUGUGAUUCAGACCGAAAUAAUAAUCCUACAUUUUUGUAGAACCUGUAGAAACUGGUCCUGUAUAUUUUUCCAAGUACUCUGACCGUCUUAUGUAGAGUUCUAUGUACAAAUGAAAGUGAAAGUGGUCCUAUCUGGCUAUUUUAAAGUAGCCUUUAAAAACAUAAACAACAUAUGCAGAUACUACUGAAUAAUAUGUCUUUGUGGGCUGUAAUACUGCAGGAACUAUGUUUUAGUGGCAGGGAAGUCCUGUGUGAGUAUUUUGUCCAAUCUUGCGUCCUGCGUAGGAACAUUUGGUGUGUGCAUCACUGAGCCUCUGCUGGGUUGGCCGGGACGCCUCUUAAGUGUUUGUGUACGUCUAAAGACAAGCCAACUAGCUUACUUACUCCAUAUGUGUAGCCAGAGUGCAAUAAUAUUACUACAGUAUGUACAUGUGGAAAUGAUAGUAUUCCACGCUACGAGCAUCCUCUUAUGUUCAUCCAUGCUGUAGGAGCUGAAACAUGAACAUGUUUUUACGUAAGGAUGGACCUGUUUUGAUGGACCUGUUUUGAUGGACCUGUUUUGAUAGACGACUCCUGCAUGGCCGGUGGCUCCUUGGAGAGCCACUCCGUUGGAUCUUCAUCCGAGCUCCCGUUUCUGGACAUUUCCAUUUUUGAAAUAUUGUAACAACGAUGGUAAUCUGUCCCUUUUGCUUCACUUCUCCAUCAAGUGUAAGAAAGGUUCAUUUGUGCCAUGAGCAGUGCUUCUCAAAUAGUCAGGCCGCCCACCCCACGAGGGGCAUGACAGGCGGGUCGGGGGUGAGGCCUGCUGGCGGGCCGCCCGAUUCAUCCCAUGUUGUCCAUAUCACAGCAUGGGGAUUGCCUUUUAGAGGAACAAGGCAGGGAGUUUCCGACACAUUCACUUCCUACAGCGUACGCAUUCAAAGUGAAGUGUUUUGUUGCGCGUUUGCUCUUUACAGUCGCCACAUUGUGAUUCAAAUUUUUUUCCAUUAUUAUUAUUUUUUAAAUACAAGUAUUUGUGGCCUGAAUAAAGCAUUCCAAGCAUAAACAUGACUAACUCAGCUCAAAUGGAAAAUUCGACGAUACUGGGUACUACCAGAGUAACGCAUAGGGGACUAUAGGGGUGUUACUUCAUGUCCAGAGGGCUCUAAUUGUGUUAAAAAGCGGUGAUCAGAUGGUCAUGUUUUUUAUGCUUUAACUGAAAAAUAUCCCGGGCGGCACGUUGGUGGAGUGGUUAGCGCGCAGACCUCACGGCUAGGAGACCAACGUUCAAUUCCACCCUCGGCCAUCUCUGUGUGGAGUUUGUGGGGUUUCUCCGGUUUCCUCCCACAUUCCAAAAACAUGCUAGGUUAAUUGGCCGCUCCAAAUUGUCCAUAGGUAUGAAUGUGAGUGUGAAUGGUUGUUUGUCUAUAUGUGCCCCGUGAUUGGCUGGCCACCAGUCCAGGGUGGAGCCCGCCUCUCGGCCAAAGACAGCUGGGAUAGGCUCCAGCACCCCCUGCGACCCUCGUGAGGAAAAAGCGGUAGAAAAUGAAUGAAUGGAAAAUAUCCCAUUUGUGAAUUAGGAAUCCUACUUAGCGAAAAUUCACACGACACAAUCGGGUCCGCUAAAGGGGGGCGAGUCGGUAUAAAAACACGUGACAGAGACAACAACAAUUUGUCGCAUUUUCAUCAUCUGUCAUGUGGCUCGUUGCACAAAUGGACCUUCGUGGAAAUACACGGCCUUUCCAAACGUAGACAAUUUAGCCACAAUCCGUUUCACUUGUUUUUCCAUGCAUUUAUGAGGAGAUGAUGACGUUUGAACUCCACCCCCCCCCACCCCCCCCCCCAGCUCUUUUUCCUAACACUCAUUUAUUUCUAAAGCGGAUCAGAAAUGGAGUUGGAAAAGAUGCUGAUGCUGCUUCUGAUGGAUUCUUUGUACGGACCCGUCUUUCCUUUGGUUUCCAUGUCCUCUCCUUACACAGGUUGUGCUGUAUGGGGGGGG